This is a messenger RNA of Xenopus laevis (African clawed frog), 3202 nucleotides long. Its product is annotated as oocyte zinc finger protein XlCOF7.1-like. The record is from RefSeq and is a predicted model, not a curated record. The transcript is spliced from 4 exons. NCBI's taxonomy places the organism in Eukaryota, Metazoa, Chordata, Amphibia, Anura, Pipidae. The coding region runs from base 1025 to 2425 and encodes 466 amino acids.
UAAGGGACAGGAUAACAUUCCGCUGCUUUACGCACUGUACAACGCUGCCGCUCCUGAACUACGCUUGACAAAUAAAGUUAUACCUACAUUAAAGCACUGCGUAUCUUGACAGCGCUAUAUAAAUAAAUGAUGAUGAUUAGGAGAGUGAUUUCUCCUGAGGAUGAUCUUAAAAUGCUUGGCUGUCCCCCUGUCCCGCCCAUCUUCUUUGAGCCAAUAAGGUCUGCACAGCUACAAACAGUAGGGAAGCAAAAUCGUAUCAGUGAGGGAGACACUAGAAUGUUUGGUUGCAGGACACUGAGUCUCUCUCUUAGCCAAUGAGUAAGCGAGUCCCGCCCUUUCCUGCCCAGCUCCAGACAGCACAGUUAUAUCCACAGGGAAAGAGAGCUGAGAAGCAGGAGCAGGGAGCCAACGAUGGGGAACGAGCAUAAAGAUCCAUAGAGUGAAAGGUUCUUACAUCUCACCCUGGACAUUAUCUACCUGCUGACUGGAGAGGGCUACAGUGUUAUGAAGAAGUCAGGUGAUGGCCUGGCCCCCCCACAGAGCUGUACUGACUGUAUGUUGGAAGGAGCCUGCAGGUGCCAUGUGACCAGCCCAACUGUGGGGGCCCUGCAUGCCCCUGGCUCCGUCAUACAGAAGGAAAAUAACAAGAAUGACAAGAAGAUCCUGGAACUCAUGUCCAACAUCAUCCAGCUGCUGACUGGAGAGGUGGGUACAGCGGCCCAAUCCCAGUCCAGGUUGCCAUAAAGCAGUGGGCAGAGGGUCCUGGCUGUAGAGUUAUUUUCAGGGAUAUUUGAUAUGAAACACUUGCAUUCUAAUAUGAUUUAUACAGGAAUGAUAUAAAUGAUGUAACCCCGUUAUAAGAGAAGAAGGUGGGGUGCCCUGACCAAAUGCUAAACCAUAAAUGGAGGGAUCUUUAAAAAAUAGUCUAUAAACAACUGUCCUAUGGUGGGACAAUGUGUCAGUCUAUAUUUCUCUGCAGGUGUUGGACUAUAUAAAAGGAAACAAGGACCUUUACAGGGAAGGGAUGAAGGAGGAUCCGCAGCAGCUCCGCCCACUGGAUUGCAAAUAUGAAGAUCCGAAUACCAAUAACACAAAUUUGGAGGCAAUGUCACCUUGUAAUAAUGACCCACGCAGGAGCGCAACUGUCAGGGCUGGAUUUGAUGGAAAUGUACAUUUUACAAAUACUAAAAUGUCUCCAGUGGAACAGCCCCCACCAGCCAAUGGGAUUAAAGAAGAAGUGGCUUCAUGUAAAGAGAGAAUCCAAUCAGAUUGCAGCAUUAAUCCCUUUACAGAACAGAUACAGGGAACAGAUACACCUACUCCUAUCAUGGGAUGCAGCCUAAAUAAUAACUUAGGUGAUGCAACAGGUGCUGUUAAAGAGGAUCCGGCUUCAUGGGAAGGGGGAAACCAAUCAGAUUGCAGCAUUAAUCCACUUACAGAACAGACACAGGGAAUAGAUACACCUACUCCUAUUGUGGGAUGCAGCAUAAAUGAUAGUUUGCAAAUGAAUUAUAUAUCAAAUGAAGAAGUUGCUUCAAGUGAAGGGGGAAAGCAUUUGGAUUACGGCAUUAAUGCAGGACAGAUACAAGGCAGAGAUGCCUCUAUCAUGGGGUACGGCCUAAAUAACGGCUUGUCAGCUCAUUAUAUACCUGUAGUUGUAAAAGAGGAAUCAGCAUCAUGUGAAAGAGCAAACCAUUCAGAGUGGGUUAUAAAUACUUUCAUGGAGCAGAUACAGGGAACAGCUGCACUUAAUACUAUUGCAAAAUGGAGCAUAAGAAGCAGUUUAAAUGGCGACGUUCACACUAAACCCGCCCGUACGUCUCAAACAAGAUCACGGAAGCCGUCGUACAACUGCUACGAGUGCCAUAAAUCUUUCCCUAGAAAGAACGAUCUUCUUGCCCAUCAGAGAAAUCACGCCGGGAGGAAACCAUUUACUUGCACGGAAUGCGGGAGAGGUUUUUCAUAUAGCUCCGCCCUCAGUGUUCAUCGCCGGCGUCACACGGGAGAGAAACCGUUUGGUUGUUCCGACUGCGGAAAAAUGUUCACACAAAGCUCACAGCUGACGUUGCACCGGAGAAUUCACACGGGCGAGAGACCCUACUCUUGCUCCGAAUGUGGCAAACGUUUCACCCAUCGCACUCCGCUUAAUGUUCACCAGAAAAUCCACACGGGGGAGAAACCCUAUUGUUGUUCUGAGUGCGGCAAACGAUUCUCAGAUCGCUCGAAUCUUGUGGUGCAUCAGAGAAGUCACUCGAGGGAAAAGCCGUUCUCCUGCGCUGACUGUGGCAAAGCUUUCACGCGUCGCUCAAAUCUCAAGGAUCAUCAGAGACUUCACACCGGGGAGAAACCAUAUUCGUGUCCUGAGUGCAGGAUUUGUUUCACACAAAGCUCACAGCUGACGUUACACCGGAGGAUUCACCAGUAGCGAAAUUCUCCAACCACUACAAUGUUCCAACGUAAACUUUCUGGUUUUCAAUUCUUUUAUCACCUCAGCCCCCGGUUUUAAUAUAUGACACCAGUACAUAUCAGUAAAGUCAGGGCCGGAUUUACAGAAUGGGCACCCCAAGGCCCUUCCCCUUUAUUUGUUCAAAUUUUCAUCAUCUGGACUGGAGCAAUGGGGAUUGGCUCAUGGGAAAUUUAAAAAAUGAUGGUAUCUCCUGCGAAUCCCCAGUGUUUCUGAACCAAUGUGGGGUGGUUGGGCAGCACGUCUCCCCCUAAAAUCCCACCACCCUAGGUCUUGGUGGCCUCUCCACAAACCCGGGCCUGAGUAAAGUCCUCUGGAUAGUGAUUUUGUGCAGAAGUCCCUGAGGUCAGUGAUCCUUCCUGCAAGUUUGUGCAAUGGGAGCAUCCACGAUUGCUCUGACAAAUGGUGCUCAUUCAAGGACUCUACAGAAACAUUCUUGCCAUUGGUCUUAUCAAAGAGACUGCGGUGAAGAAUUUGCUUUACUUUAUAGGGGAUGUCCAACCACAAUGUCUUGCAUAAUGAAAGAAAAUGAAAUUGUAGGCAAUCUCUCUUCUGCAGCCACUUCUCACAAGCCCCUGCAGGCUCUCUGAGUUACAGUAGCAAGAACAAGAAGUAUAAGAAUUAGGGCCUAGCUUGGACGAGAGCUGAAGUGCUACAUUGCUUCUGCAGUCAAAUUCACUUGGGGGCACAUUUACUAAGCUCGGGUGAAUGAAUAGAGGGGAAAAAAACUCGAAUUUC